UUACCCCACGUGCCCAAUGGACGUCCUGCAUCGCUGAACAUGUUACCAAUCACGGCGAGGGGAAGGCGGGACCUCCUGCCCGAAGUUGAAGCCGUGCAGGAAGGUCGGGCAGGACGGUGGCGGAUUUGAAAUCCAUGUGGCGGUGGCUGUGGACCCGGGCGGUCCUGGCGGCCGCGGGGCCUCGCAGCGCCUGCAGCUGCCGGGGUUGCAGCAGCAGCAGCUCGGCCCCCGCCGCCGGCACCACCAUCUUCGCUCUGAGCUCGGGCCAGGGCCGCUGCGGGGUCGCCGUGAUCCGGGCCAGCGGCCCUGCCAGCGGCCACGCGCUGCGGAGCCUCACGGCGGCCCGGGACCUGCCCCCCGCCCGGCGCGCCAGCCUGCGUCUGCUCAGCGACCCGAGCUCCGGGGAGCCCCUGGACCGAGCGUUGGUGCUGUGGUUCCCAGGUCCCCAUAGCUUCACGGGUGAGGACUGUGUGGAGUUCCACGUGCACGGAGGCCCGGCCGUGGUGAGCGGCGUCCUGCAGGCAUUGGGCAGUGUGCCAGGGCUGCGGCCUGCCGAGGCGGGCGAGUUCACCCGCCGGGCCUUCGCCCACGGGAAGCUCGACCUGACCGAGGUGGAGGGACUGGCAGAUCUGAUCCACGCGGAGACAGAAGCGCAGCGGCGCCAGGCACUGCGACAGCUGGACGGCGAGCUGGGCCAGCUGUGCCACAGCUGGGCAGAGACCCUCACCAAGGCGCUGGCGCACGUGGAGGCCUACAUCGACUUUGGUGAGGAUGACAACCUGGAGGAAGAUGUCCUCGAUCAAGCCCACAAGGAUGUGCGGGCCCUGGAGGCUGCCUUGGACGCGCAUCUGCGAGACGCGAGGCGGGGUCAGAGGCUCCGCUCCGGGGCACAUGUGGUGGUCACCGGGCCCCCCAACGCGGGCAAAAGCAGCUUGGUCAACCUGCUGAGCCGGAAGCCCGUGUCCAUCGUGUCCCCCGAGCCGGGAACCACCCGUGACGUGCUGGAGACCCCAGUGGACCUGGCUGGCUUCCCAGCAUUGCUGAGUGACACAGCGGGACUGCGGGAUGGCGUGGGGCCAGUGGAGCAGGAGGGAGUGCGGCGUGCCCGGGAGAGGUUGCAGCAAGCUGACCUGGUCCUGGCGGUGCUGGACGUCUCGGACCUGGGCUCCUCCGCCAGCCGCCACUUCCUGGCCUCGGUCGUGGGUCCGCGGUGCAGCCUGAGCCCCGGUGGGCACCAGCAGCGCCUGCUCCUGGUGCUCAACAAGGCGGACCUGCUGCCCGGCGCAGGCCAGGACCCGGAGCCCCGGCUGCCCGGCGCAGGCCAGGACCCCGAGCCCCACCUACCCCCGCACCUGCUGCUGUCCUGUCUGACGGGCGCGGGCCUGGAUGACCUGCUGGAGGCGCUGCGGACGGAGCUGGCUGCGCUGUGCGGGGACCCGGCGGCCGGCCCUCCGCUGCUGACGCGCGCCCGGCACCUGCACCACCUGCGCGCCUGCCGGGAUGCCCUGGCGCACUUCAGGCCGGCGCGGGACCUGGCGCUGGCGGCCGAGGCGCUGCGCGUGGCCCGCGGGCACCUGACGCGCCUCACGGGCGGCGGCGGCACCGACGAGCUCCUGGAGCUCAUCUUCCGGGACUUCUGUGUGGGCAAGUGAGCAGAAGUGAGAAACGCUCCAGUGGCCUAAGGCAUCUCUUUCUAGAACUUUCUGUACGCCUGUGGAUGCCACGUUCCAAUCUGUGUAUAGUUUUGUUUCCCAUUAAAGGAAGCUUUCUGUGUAUUGAAAAGAAGGGAAAGUAGUGACACAGGGAGACAGAAAGAUCUUUCACCCACUGGUUCACUCCCCAAGUGGCCACAAUAGCCGGAGCUGAGCUGAUCUGAAGCCAGGAGCCAGGAGCAUCUCUCAGGUCUCCCACGCGGGUGCAGGGUCCCAAGGCUUUGGGUCGUCCUCCACUGCUUUCCCAGGUCACAGGCAGGGAGCUGGAUGGGAAGUGGGGCAGCCGGGACAUGAACCACCAGCCAAAAGGAAUGUCAGCGCUUGCAGGUGGAGGAUUAGCUAGUUGAGCCAUAG
This is a messenger RNA of Ochotona princeps (American pika), 2066 nucleotides long. RefSeq names its product GTP binding protein 3, mitochondrial (gene GTPBP3). Gene Ontology annotation, biological process: tRNA wobble uridine modification; tRNA methylation. The transcript has 9 exons. The coding region runs from base 135 to 1652 and encodes 505 amino acids. Gene Ontology annotation, molecular function: protein binding; GTPase activity; GTP binding. The record is from RefSeq and is a predicted model, not a curated record. Lineage: Eukaryota; Metazoa; Chordata; Mammalia; Lagomorpha; Ochotonidae. Gene Ontology annotation, cellular component: cytoplasm; mitochondrion.